GAUUGGUUGAGAGCAGGCAGCACACACUCCCUGUCUCUGAGUCAGCUUGGCUGCCACAGCUGGAGUCAUCUGCUGAUUACCCACUGGGGCUGGGAGAGACACACGCCACGUAAAGAUCUAUAUUCACACUUUCGUUGCAACUACAAGUGGGAACUGGUGAUCUUGGGGAUGGAGAGGUGGAGGAGGGAGGAGGGGCUGGUUUCGGAAUGGGAGAUGUCUUUGGGGGUGUGGUCACUUUCGAUGUCACAGUGGGCGGAGCUUCGGAAGUAAGGUAAAAA
This is a messenger RNA of Geodia barretti, 278 nucleotides long. The record is from the annotation of a GenBank genome assembly. Lineage: Eukaryota; Metazoa; Porifera; Demospongiae; Tetractinellida; Geodiidae.